Sclerotinia trifoliorum is the source of this 672-nucleotide messenger RNA. The record is from the annotation of a GenBank genome assembly. Lineage: Eukaryota; Fungi; Ascomycota; Leotiomycetes; Helotiales; Sclerotiniaceae.
UCGCAAAUCUUAUAUGAUGUGAUGAAAAGUAUAUCAACAAUGUGAAAUCUCUAGACCUUGCAAAUAACAUCCUCAUCCCAUCCAUCCUAAAUACCAACUCGACAACACCACAAGUCAAGCACAUCACCACACACCAUAUCUCAUCAUCAUGCCCCAAACAACCGAAACUAAAUUCAAAAUCCUCAUCGCGGCCCUAUCCCAAUUCUCCAAAAACGAAAAUGACUUUCUUCCCACCCCUGAUUACAACAGACUUGCAAGAGACCUCGGAUUGUCUGGUUAUGCUUCUGCGAAAGGAGUAUGGAGAAGAUUAAGAAAUGAACUCAUAAGAGCAGGACAUGAGGACCUCAGGAUUCGCAAUGGGCCAGGAAGACCAAGAUCUCCGGUACGGAGACGAGGGGCGGACGAACUAAUCCCGAGAAAAGAAAUCAGUAAGGCGGAAAAAGAUAAAGUUGGCGCAGAAUCGGAUGGAGAAGUUGUUAUGAAGGAGUUGGAUUCUAUAAACUAUAAGGCCUAGUAUCUGCAUGACGAGGCUUGAAGGUUUUGCGUGCAUUUCUGUUGCAGGAGUUGUAGGUUGGGCUGGAAAGAAAACAAGGAUUGAAAGGCAGAGUGUCGGAGAGCUCCAUUUGUGGAUGGAAAUUCUAGGGAAUGGAAAUGUGUUUCUAGAUGAGCCUA